AUGGGCCUCCUUUUUGAGCUAUCUCCGGGUAUUGGGCCUAGCCGCAAGCCCCAAGCCCCAAGCUUCUCACUGGGAUACUACAAAAGGGUUUUUUUUUCUGUAGGCUACAGGCAUCACGUUCACGAGUUCUUCAUCAAUCUCCAAGCCGCCCCAGUUGAACGAAAAGAGGAAAUCACAGAAAUGUCGGAGCAACUCCCCCAAGAUCUUCAGAUUGACAUCCUGGUAAGACUACCCGUGAAAUCACUUUUACGAUUCCAAUGUGUUUCCAAAUCGUGGGAAUCUUUAAUCCGUAGCUCUGGUUUUAUUUCCAUGCACACCAAGCACAAUGAGAGCACCAACAAUUAUGCUCACUUAGUUCAUGGGUGCUUAUCUCGGACUGGCCAUGAGGAGGAGACAGACUUCGGAUGUGAGUUACACGAGUUCGAUAAUUCCUUCCGUGAGUUUCAAGAAAUUGAAUUUCCAUCUCAGACUAAAGAUGAAUAUUUUCACGAAGUCCUUGAUUGUAAGGGAUUGCUACUUUUCACCAAUCCAUCCGGAUUGAAUGGUGAUCAUUUCGAACGCUAUAUUCUAUGGAACCCUGCAGCCAGACUGACUAUGACUCUCCCUACGCCUUGCAUUGAUAUACCCCACCGCAACUACUACUACAACUACUAUUCUCACGGGUUCGGUUUUGACGAUAAAAGCAGUGAUUACAAGGUGCUGAGAAUCGUGUAUGAAUAUAAUGGUACUCAUGGUAGAACGAUGGCAGAACUGUUUAAACUCCGUACAGGCGCUUGGGAGACUGUUAGUGUCAUUGACGACUUUCGCUAUGUAAUAGUACGUGGCGCUUCACAGGCUUUCGUAAAUGGGACUACCCAUUGGGUUGGAUAUCAUUCGAGCUUUCUCGAGUACUCCCUUAUUCAAAAAGAAUUGGUGGUCCUGUUGUUUCAUAUGUCUGACGAGGAAUUCCGAGUGAUGAAGCUUCCAGAUGUUCUAACUCGAACAGAUUUCAAUUGUAUUUCUCUUGUGGUAUCUGGUGGGUUGCUCUCUGUGAUACAGAACUAUAAUCCAAGAAACCAUGACGAUUUGAGUGGGCCAGCUUAUAGUUGUUGCAUUUGGUUGAUGAAAGAAUAUGGCGUAAUAGGGUCAUGGAGUAAACAAUGCACUAUUGAUUUAAGGGAUCGUGGAGGGUUGUGGGAGACAAUCAGUUUUAGGAACAGAAGAGUUCUCCUUCUAACCAUGGGCAGGAGAAAAGAGCUGGUCUUAUAUGAUCUCAUGACCAAUAGAUUCCUUAAUCUUGGAAUUAGAAAUAUGAACCACUUUUUGCGUACUAUGAAUACAUAUGUACAAAGUCUUGCUUUACUCGAUCAAGUAAAUGCUGUGCCAGAGUACUAG
Messenger RNA from Alnus glutinosa, 1374 nucleotides. Its product is annotated as F-box/kelch-repeat protein At3g23880-like. NCBI's taxonomy places the organism in Eukaryota, Viridiplantae, Streptophyta, Magnoliopsida, Fagales, Betulaceae. The record is from RefSeq and is a predicted model, not a curated record. Gene Ontology annotation, molecular function: protein binding. The coding region runs from base 1 to 1374 and encodes 457 amino acids. The transcript has a single exon.